AUGGGGGCAUCUGAUAAACCGUGCGGUGGUGUGAAACUUUUUCGUGUCAUAGCAAGAAGUUUAGGAUGGGCUCACAAACAUCAAGUUGAAUUAGACGAAGGUUCUAGAUGUUCCAGCAGUGACUCUUUCUAUUCGUCAGCUAAUAAAUUGACAAAAGGAGAAAAUUGUUUUUCUGGUGGGUCUUCGGGAACUGAUCUUUGUUAUUUAAAUGGACAAAAUGAGAGCUUCAGCUUGGAGAACGGAUUUGCGUCGGGUUCGAGCAGCGAUACUGGCAGCGAAUCAGCUGGACAGGGCACGAGAGAGCGGUCGCGACGUACGGAUUCUUUUCGAAGAGCUUUCCAAAAACUGACCAUUACUAGAUCGCAGAGCACCGAUGGACUUUCGACAAAAACGACGAAGCGAAACAAAUCAGUUACGCCUAAAAGAAUUCUUAGGUCUCCUGUCACGUACACUUACGCAAGGGGAAUGUCGGGUUUGCCAACUCAAAGAAUACCAAGAAACACCCAAUCAAGAUCCUGCUGUUAUAGCCCACAGAAGACGAGAUAG
This is a messenger RNA of Ctenocephalides felis (cat flea), 546 nucleotides long. RefSeq lists its product as uncharacterized. The coding region runs from base 1 to 546 and encodes 181 amino acids. Lineage: Eukaryota; Metazoa; Arthropoda; Insecta; Siphonaptera; Pulicidae. The transcript has a single exon. The record is from RefSeq and is a predicted model, not a curated record.